UGCGCAGCAGGGAGCGCUUGACGCCGGACAGAAGAACUGCGAGAUGAAGAAGGACAGCGCCCUGAGCGGAAUAGGAACCAGUUCUGAACGCGUUCAGCAUCGCAAUGGGACAAUCUCGGUUUCCGCGGAUCUUCAAUCCUAGGACUUGACGUCGUUGGGGCUUUGAUGUGCUGCAGAACUAGUCGACCCUCCAAGCAUGAAUCAGUAGUCUCCUCAAAUCAACAGCGCUACAGGGUCCAGGACAGAGGUCAGAGCCGGCCCAGAGGACCAGGAUGUUCACCGGCUCCACCAAGAACCCCCCCGCCAAGACCCCCCAGCCUGACAGGCUGGAUGAGGUCUACGCAGCCCUGCGACGCGGCCUGCAGUCCUACCUGCAGGUCCACCAGCUCGAGCUGGACAGCCUGGGCCAGCAGAUCAGAGAGAACAAGAGGAACGGCCGUCUGGGGUCUCUCUAUGAACAGGAUAAGCAAGUGAAGGCCAUCGAGAGGUUCAUGCGGCGCCUGGAGUUCCACCUCAGCAAGGUGGAGGAGCUGUAUGACGCCUACUGCAUCCAGCGUCGGGUUCGGGACGGAGCGAGCAAGAUGGUGGCGGCAUUCCACUCGGCCAGCGGCAGCCGGGAGGCCAGGGAGAGCCUGAGUGAGGCCAACAAGGGCUACAGGGAGUGCACCGAGCACAUGUGUUCGCUGGAGAGCGAUCUGGAGAGCCAGAUGGGGGAGUUCCACAUAAAGAUGAAAGGUCUCGCCGGGUUUGCACGGUUGUGUGCCGGGGACCAGUACGAGGUGCUGAUGCGCUACGGACGGCAGCGCUGGCGCAUGCGGGGCCGCGUGGAGGUGAGCAGUCGGCAGGUGUGGGACAGCGAGGACUACAUCUUCCUGCCCCUGGUCACCGAGCUGCUGUCCAUCAAAGUGACGGAGCUGAAGAGCCUGGCCAACCACGUGGUGGUGGGCAGCGUCUCCUGUGAGAUGCUGGACCUCUUCUGCCCGCUGCCUCAGACCCUGGCCGUGGACAUCAACGACCUGGGCACCGUCAAGCUCAACCUAGAGGUGACUUGGAGCCCCUUCGAUAAGGACGACCAGGUGUCCUCCGCCAGCACCGUGACAAAGCGGCUCUUAUCCAAUCAGAGCCCUCCGGACACGCCCUCCAUGCGGGAGCAGGUGUUCUACUCCCUACUGCGGCGUCAGGGCGACCCGGACAACGGGACUCUCUGGUCCAACUCCUCCGAGUCGUCCGACGACUCGUCCAGCCCGGCGCUGGGGGGCCACGCCCACCGGCUGGCGGGGGCGUCGCCCGCGCUGCAGGCCACGCCCCCCCGACAGCUGUCCUUCGCCCCCCGCCAGCCCAGCACCUCCACGCCCUCGCUCUCGUCCAAUCAGGGGGAGGACGAGCCGGAGGAGGCUGGGCCGGAGGCGGGCUUCACCCAGAUGCUGGGGGCCCGCAGCUUCUCGGUGCCCAACGGCCACCUGCAGAGCUCCAAGUCGGACCCCCACCUGGGGGGGGUGGCGCCCCCACGAGCCCCCCCAGCCCCGCAGCACCUCCUUCCCCAGCGUCUUCUCCCCCAGCGCUGCCCUGCUGGGGGGGCGGGCCGACGUGCUGGCAGAGUGCCACUCGUCAGAGGAGAGCGUCUGCAGCCAGGGGGGGGGCCCAGGGGGGGGCCAGGACUCACCGGCCCCGGGCCCCGGAGAAGACAGAACCAGGGGGUCGGGGGGGCCGCUGGGCCGGAGCUUUGAGGAGGAGGAGCAGAAGGGUUCUGAGGAACACAAGGAGGAGGCGAAGACUGAGGAGACGCAAAGGGUCCGCUGCUCCAGCUCCUCCAGCUUCACCCAGGAGGUGGAGACGGCCCUGGAAAGCUUCGACUUCCUCAACUGCUCAGACCUCGACGAAGAGGAAGAGGAGGAGGAGGAGGAGGAGAAGCAGGGGAAGCAGGAGGAGGAGUGGGAGGAAGACCAGAAGGAGGAGAAGGAGGAAGACCAGAAGGAGGAGAGGGAGGAAGACCAGAAGGAGGAGAGGGAGGAGAAGCAGGAGGAGAAGAAGGAACAAGACAUAUCAGAGGAGGAGGAGAAGGGGGUUGAACGUGGCUCCGUGGACGAGGAUG
Molecule: messenger RNA, 2092 nt
Organism: Gadus morhua (Atlantic cod)
Lineage: Eukaryota; Metazoa; Chordata; Actinopteri; Gadiformes; Gadidae
Product: rho family-interacting cell polarization regulator 1
Exons: 14
Coding region: 273-1727 (484 amino acids)
Source: RefSeq, a predicted model, not a curated record